Molecule: messenger RNA, 525 nt
Organism: Ambispora leptoticha
Lineage: Eukaryota; Fungi; Glomeromycota; Glomeromycetes; Archaeosporales; Ambisporaceae
Source: the annotation of a GenBank genome assembly
AUGAGAAGAAUGCCAAAACGUCUGCUUGCUGAUAAAAUCUCAUUUUUUGGCAUAUCUCCACGUACUCUGACAAGAAGUUUCAAGAAACGUAAUACCAAAUCCCAUUUUGCACGUAAAAAACCAUGGAUUAAUGAAGAAAAUCGAAUCAAACAAUUAAACUGGGCUAAACUUCACAAAAAUUGGACUAAAGAAGAUUGUGGGCUCAACUUAAAUCUUUUAGUUCGCACCCCAUCACGAAUGAAUGGUGAAAAGUAUGGAGACAUUAUUUUAGAUACAAUUUAUCCGAUAGUUAUGAUUGCAAAAGAAGCAAUAUUUCAAGAGGAUAAUGCACCAAUUUACAAGAGUAAACCUGUAAAAGAGCUUAAAGAUGAUCUUGGAAUUAAAUUAAAUCCAAUUGAAAAUGCGUGGAGAGAAGUUAAAUGUUGGAUUCAUAAAAACAGAAAGCCACAGACAGAAGCCGAUUUGGAGGAAGCCGUAUUGUCCGCAUGGAAUACUAUUACAUUUGAGAAAUUCUUCAUUUUAUAG